Messenger RNA from Paramecium octaurelia, 2912 nucleotides. NCBI's taxonomy places the organism in Eukaryota, Ciliophora, Oligohymenophorea, Peniculida, Parameciidae. The record is from the annotation of a GenBank genome assembly.
AUGAUUAUUAGUUAAAUAACCAACAAUGAUGAAUUGCAAGAGCCAUUAGAAACAAAUAUGAAUAAAAGUUCAAAAGUGUUAUUGUGGGGAAGAAGAAAUUAGAGACAGAGCUUUGGCAUCGAGAAUCCAAUUUGGAAAUACAAGGCUUUGAAGAUUAUCAUUUUGGUUUCCAGAUUUUUGUACCUCAUAACGCAACAAAUAUUCAGAAAAGACUUAACAAAUAUAUCGAAAUCUGAGUUCAACUUAAUUCAUGAUGCCUCCUCCGAUUAUGACUUUUUCAAGUACGGAGGUUACCUUCCUAAAGAUAAACCAUCGUAUUUAUUACUGAAAAUUCAUUCGUGGUUCUCCUGCAUUAUAUGUAAAGUAGUUAACUAUUAGAGAGCAACAAAAUACAUUUUUACAAAAAAAUCACAAAAAAUGGCUUUUGAAACCGGAUGAUACAAUCAUGAUAGUUUGGAAUGUGACUAUGAUUGUCAUAGUAACAAUUAAUGUUUUUUACGUAUCGUUGCGAAUAUCAUUUCCUGAGAUCAGAGAGUUGUCUUUGAUCGGUAAAGAAUUGAUCUUCGAAUAAAUCCCAGUUUAUAUUUUCUUCAUUGACAUUAUAUUGAAAUUCAACACUUGUAUAUAUUUUAGAGGAAAUCUCAUCUCAAAUCGGAAAAAGAUUAUAAAACAUUAUUGUGCUGAAGGUAGAGUAUUUAUUAUAAAAUAUAGGUUUAAUAAUUGAUUUGGUCUUAGUGGUGCCCUUUUUUAUUGGUUAAUUGCUAAAUUUUAGUUAUUUGGAUUUUGUAAUUGUUUUGAAGGUGUUUCAACUUUCAAGUUUAUUUUCUUCAUUAUUCAAUCGCUUAGAAUUGACUUCGAGACAAACAGCAAUUUUCGAUUUGUUCAAAAUGAUGUAAAAUUAAAAUGGUAUUCUAGUUCAUUCAUGAUUUUGGUCGCUCACUUUUCCGCAUGCAUAUGGCAUAUUCUUGGAUAAUGGGGAGAAUGGGGUCAUGAAGAUGGAAAGACUUGGAUCAAGGUAACUAAUUUGUAAAAUGAGUCAUGGUUAGACAGAUAUGUCGUUUCUUUUUAUUGGAGUAUAGUAACUAUGACUACUAUUGGAUAUGGAGAUAUUACUCCUGUGAAUUUGACAGAAAGAAUAUUUGUUAUAUUUAUGACUAUGAUUUCAUCAGCAACUUUUGCAUAUACUGUCAACAAUAUAGGAGGUAUUUUUUAAGAUUUCUCCAAACAAUCUGUUCAACUAAAAAAUAAUAUGAAUCAAUUAAACAGAUUUCUGAGAAGUUAAAAUGUUUCAGAUGAUCUACAAAUCAAAUUCAGAAGAUAUUUUGAAUAUUUGUGGAGUAAACCCUCUUAAAAGGUUAUUCAAUUUGCUGAGUUAAUACCAAGGAGUCUAAAGGAUCAGAUGAUAGUCGAUGUAAAUAUAAAGAUAUUAAAUCAAAUAAGUUUUUUCUAACAAUUCAGUUAACCGCUUUUGAAUAAGUUAUGUAUGAAUUUAGAAGAAAAGUAAAUUCAGUCAAAUGACUAUCUAUUUACAAGAAAUAAGUAAUCAUCAUAGUUGUACAUACUCGUCUCUGGAGAAAUUAAAUUGUAAAUCCAAUUGAAAGAUAAGCCAAAACUACUGCAAAGACUUGAUGCUCCCUCUUUUGUAGGGCAAUUAGACUUUUUUAAUAAUCAACCUUAUUCUUACGAUGCUAUCGCUUCUAAGGCCACUAAAAUUCUGCAUAUUUCUAGAGAAACACUUCACAACAUAUAUAAAGAUUUUCCCUUAGAUUAUGUAUGAUUUAUUUCACCAUUAUAAUUAGGAAAAGUACAAAUAAGUUUCAGAAGACAUUGUCCAAAAUAAAUAAUUGUCACACAUCUCAGUAAUCUGUAAUACUUGUAAAAGUAAUACCCAUUUUAUCAAUUCUUGUCCCUUUCUUUUCGGGACACCAAACAGAACUAAAGCUAUCUAUAAAUAUCGUAAAUUUACUCCAUGCGAUCGAAAGCCUGAUUUCUAAAGACAUAACCAUUCCAGAAAAAUGUAUGCCUUGAAACACUAGUUUAUUGUUUUAGAAAGCAUAUUAAAUUAUAUGAUGAAGAAUGAAGAGUUCAUUCACAUUGAAGGCUUUAAGGAAUUACAAAUGUAGACUCAGCAAUUUUAAAACAAUUAAUUUACCUUCAAUUAAAUACCUAUAGGACUCUCAGUACACCACUCAAAUAAUUCUGUUCUGCCUCCACUUCUUAUCAAUUCUUCAAGUAAAUAAUCCUAAUCUUAAAGAAUAUUAUAAUCUGUAGGAAAUUUGCUGCCUCCUUAAGUUGAAGACUCUCCCAGAACAUUUCGCAAUAAUUAAAUUAUAAACACUACUAACUUGAGAAAUUAUCAUAAACUUUCAAUUAAUCACGGUUCUCAAUCAGAUUUACCAAAGGUUGAGGAUGAAGUUCCAAUUAUUGGAAAGUUCUAAAAAAGAAACGAUGUUGAAUCAUUAUGUGUAAACAAUGAUAAUUAAUAAUAAUAAUAAUAAUAAUAAUAAUAAUAAUAGUAAUAAUAAUAAUAAUAUCAUAAAUAAUUAAACUAAUAAUAUUAAUAACUAUAAUUAUUACCUUAAAUUUAAAUAAAUUAAAUAGGGCUAAGACGAAAAUCAGUUAGAUUAAAAAGAGAAGAAAGUUCAGAGGAUGAUAAUGAUGAUUCAGGUCAAAUUAUGGGAUAAUAUAUAGAUAUAUUUUAGUAAUUUGAAAGAAUGUAGGAAUUCAACAAUUAUUAUCCUCAUAAUAAUAUAUCCAUAGUAGUUAACAAAGUAUGAUAUUACAAUAUCUUGUAUUCAUAGUAUCAAGAGAGUAUAUUUGGCUACAUGAGGCAAAUAAAAAAAAGAAAAAGUAGAAAAUAAGAAACCUUAUUACAUUUGCUUAAACAAGCAUAAGGCAAAUAAAGAUUAUGA